UUCAAGAUGGCGUCUGCGAAUCCACUUCUGACUUUAGAGCGAAUGUUAAACGGAAAAACCACACUAAAAACACAGAAAACAACCCACAAUAAUAUCAUAUGUAUUGGCACAGAACUACUUAAUGAAUUGAGAAAAGUAAUGGAAGAGGACAAAGACAAAGCCAUCAAAGAAGCUUUGGCAGAAGCAGAGGCCAGAGCUCUUGCUGAAAGGAUGCAAGCACUAGAAGAACUUAGAGAGAAAAUGAAUGAUGAGAGGGAACAAGCCCUAGAGGAAGCAAGGAUGAAAGCAGAAGAACAAAUGGCUGAAAUCAAGUAUCGUUGUGAGGUGGCGGAGAAGAAGCGAGCUCGUCUCGCCUGGGAGAAAUACAUGAAAGAGAAGGCCGAUGCUCUAGCUGACGCGGCGAGGAAAGCUGAAGAAGAGAAACAAGAUGCUCUGAAGGAACUGACUGAAUCACUCACGAGGAAGCUGAGAAAUGAAGCUGCUUUAGAAAGAGAAAAAGCGGUUGGAGAAGCGCUUUCUAUAGCGAGAAAAAAAUUCGAGAGAAAACUAAAGGAAACGAUAGACAAAACAACAGCUGAAUGUAACGCAAUGGCCGAAGCAGAAGCAAAACGCGUGGCCAGAAUACACAAGAACCAAGUGGAAGGUCUCAACCAGAGGAUAAACCAAUUAAAUGAAAUACUUGAUACCGAGAGAGACUCCGCCAAGAAGCUACACGAAACACAUAUUGCCUUGAAAGAAGAUUACAAAAGGUUUCAAAACAUAACAAGAGGAUAUCAUUCUGACUUCCUGCUGAGAUGACACAAGUACAGCUCUCUUCUUGUCGGUGUGGAACGAACAGCUGAUCUUGCCAGAUUCCAAUUCAAAAAUCAAAAGGGACUAAAAUAAUUUAAAGUAAUAUCAAAUAGAUAUUUUGGUGUAAACACAACGCUCGUUUCACGGCUAUGGCAUAUUUUUCAAAGCAGUUUAUAACAUGUCUGUUGCAAUGGGCCUGACACAAGCGCUCUUUUAUGAUGUCGUCAGAAGAGAAGGAUAUUCUAGGAGUGCAUCAGCAUGGUGCUGACUCGUAGCCUCCACAGUGUUGGAAGAGACGGGCUUCGUUUCAUGUAGUGAUUGGAGCAAUGUGGAGUAAACAUGAUGUCAUGUCAGUGUGUGAGUAUGAUGGUGGCAGGACGUCUGUCACGACGAAAACAGUAUCUUUCAAACAAAAAUAAUGUUUUUGGCCACAGAUUUGUUUGUGCAUAAUCAUGAUUAUACAGUAAUCACAAGAUAACGUGUUCAAAACACGAUAUUUAUGUUUGUGUCUGUCAAACACCGAAAGCUUAAAGUCCUUUUGAUGGUGUUUGUGUUUAGAAUUACGCUUCAUUAUAGAUUACUCUAUCCAUAAUAAAGACUAAGGCGGUCGGUACUUGCCUAUAACGAUA
This is a messenger RNA of Actinia tenebrosa (Australian red waratah sea anemone), 1421 nucleotides long. RefSeq lists its product as uncharacterized. The record is from RefSeq and is a predicted model, not a curated record. Lineage: Eukaryota; Metazoa; Cnidaria; Anthozoa; Actiniaria; Actiniidae.